Molecule: messenger RNA, 1086 nt
Organism: Cladophialophora psammophila CBS 110553
Lineage: Eukaryota; Fungi; Ascomycota; Eurotiomycetes; Chaetothyriales; Herpotrichiellaceae
Product: guanine nucleotide-binding protein subunit beta
Exons: 4
Coding region: 1-1086 (361 amino acids)
Biological process (GO): G protein-coupled receptor signaling pathway
Cellular component (GO): cytoplasm; heterotrimeric G-protein complex
Molecular function (GO): signaling receptor complex adaptor activity; protein binding
Source: RefSeq, a predicted model, not a curated record
AUGUCGACCGACUUGACAGGAGAGCAGAUGCAGGCCAAAAUCACAGCCGCGAGAAGAGAAGCAGAGGGCCUGAAAGACAGAAUUAAGCGCAAGAAGGAUGACUUGGCUGAUACAAGCUUGCGACAAGUCGCCCUCAACAACACCGAAGCCCUACCUCGGAUAGGCAUGAAGCCUCGAAGAAAUCUCAAGGGCCAUCUUGCAAAGAUCUAUGCUAUGCACUGGUCAACAGAUCGCAGGCACCUGGUGUCCGCAUCGCAGGAUGGCAAGCUCAUUAUCUGGGAUGCCUACACCACUAACAAGGUGCACGCCAUUCCCCUUCGUUCCUCGUGGGUCAUGACCUGCGCAUACGCUCCUAGCGGCAAUUACGUUGCCUGUGGUGGUCUUGACAACAUUUGUUCAAUUUACAACCUUUCUACAAGGGAAGGCCCCACGCGUGUGGCUCGCGAGCUCUCUGGUCACUCUGGAUACCUGUCCUGCUGUCGUUUUGUCAAUGACCGAAAAAUCAUUACCUCUUCUGGUGACAUGACCUGCAUGAUGUGGGAUAUUGAGACGGGCUCCAAGGUCACCGAGUUCGCCGAUCACUUGGGCGACGUGAUGAGCAUCAGCAUAAACCCGACCAACGCUAACAUUUUCGUGAGUGGCGCCUGCGACGCCUUUGCCAAAUUAUGGGACGUUCGAACUGGAAAGGCCGUCCAAACAUUUGCCGGACACGAAUCUGACAUUAACGCCAUUCAAUUUUUCCCCGAUGGAAAUGCUUUCGGAACUGGCUCAGACGAUGCCUCCUGCAGGCUGUUCGACAUUCGGGCAGAUCGAGAACUAAUGUCUUAUCAGAAUGAACAAGUGCUCUGCGGCAUCACUUCCGUCGCUUUCUCGGUUUCUGGCCGGCUGCUCUUCGCAGGGUAUGAUGACUUUGAAUGCAAGGUCUGGGAUACUUUGCGUGGUGAUAAGGUCGGCUCUUUGAAUGGCCACGAAAACCGAGUCAGUUGCCUUGGUGUUAGCAACGAUGGAAUCAGUUUAUGUACUGGCUCAUGGGAUUCCCUAGUAAGCAACCCUUCAGUCUUUGGGCAAUAUGCAGAACUCGACUGA